Messenger RNA from Alternaria arborescens, 2106 nucleotides. RefSeq lists its product as hypothetical. Lineage: Eukaryota; Fungi; Ascomycota; Dothideomycetes; Pleosporales; Pleosporaceae. The transcript has a single exon. The coding region runs from base 1 to 2106 and encodes 701 amino acids. The record is from RefSeq and is a predicted model, not a curated record.
AUGACUUUUGACACCAGGUCUCUGCAGUUACUCGAAGAGUCUCUAGCAACUGCUACCAAUCAGAUAGGCUAUCCAGAGACUGAGGAGACUUGGGGAGAAGGCGCCAUUAGCGCAAGCCAGAGAACGAGCCAGGAGGCGAGAAGCAUUGCUAUCGAGAUGAAUCUGAAGUUACUCAAAAAGAAAGAUGAUGACGACGAGAUCCUCUGCUUCCUCAAAAAUGAGCUGCAUGGUCGGCAGUUGCGAUUGCAACGACACAAACUUCCGGACGAGCAAACCCGCCUUCUCAAUCAAUUUGGGGAGAUUCUCGACGAGUUUGACUACUUAUGCAGCCCCGACAAUCUAGAUGAUGCAGAUAGCAAAGCUUUUGGAAGAAAAAAGGCUUUGCUGACUAUAGAGAGGGACAAUCUGAUCAAACAAAUACAAUAUGAGAUCACCAAACCCUCUGAAGCAUCCGAUACGGCCAGAUCUUCAACUUCGUCUCCAAAGUCGCUCAAGGUACAAGUCCAGUAUACGCCGGUGGAGCAAGAGGAGCGUAUAUCGACGGGAGAGAACGAACAUAUGCCUGCGGAACAUGACCAAGAUACGCCAAUAACCAAGGAUGAGCCUACAUGUCUGAGUGAAAGCAACCUUGACGCUAUGCGGGAAUUCUGCUCCGUUACUUUCGCCAGUGUCGACCACGCCAAGGAAGUACUUGCAAUUUUCAAUUACAAUCUAAAGGAAGCUUUAUAUUUUCACUUCGAAGACCAAAUGGCCGACCAGAAGGCUUUAGAUUCUGCUGGUCCUAAGAUGGAUGUCGAUUCAGAAGAGCUGGAAAGAGCCGUGCAAUCCAGUCUCGAACCUGAAACUGAACCUCCUGGCGGUGAACGGAAUGUUGCAGCUAAUGAUUGGGAAACGAACGACGAGCCUAAAAUGGAUGCACAGUCGCCCAACGAAGAAGACUCUACCAAAACGAAGGGCGAGGAGCAGCUCACGGAAGACACUUCCCGAACGGGUCGCUCUCACGCCGGCCAACUCAUCCUACUAGAUGUUCAGGGAAAUUUCAAAUCCCACUUGCAUACAGAGCCUCCCCCGAAAAGUUUGUGGGAACAAUACCGAGCUAUGCGCGAGAGAUUGCAUGUACAGUACUACGGUUCCAGCACGUGGUUCGAUGACCCGGAUCCCCUCCGGGGCGUUCCUGCCAGGGAAAGGGCUGAGCACGAUGACAAUGCAGUCUCGAAUAUGGAUACCGACGACUCUGGAGAGCACAAAGAUGUUGAGCAGGAAAACGUAGCUAUCGAAUACCCUGCAGAUGCUGGAAUGGCAAUAAAGCUCGAGGCUGAGGAGCGAGAAGCCCAAGAGAAAGGAGACCACGAAUAUGCGAAACUGCUGUACUCACAGUUUAAGGUACUAGAUGAAGCAGAACAAGUCACCAAUACAGAUGGAUCCGGUGAGGUAACUGGAGAAAGGGCAGAAGUAACAGCCCCAGCCACGUUGUCCAAUGUGACAAUGUGUGCGUUAGGGCAGGACACCCAAGACGACAACGAUUCUACACGCGAUAACCACAGCCCUCUACAAAGUGAAAAGGACUCCGUGGUGGGCGAUGACAAAGCUCCGUCCAACAUGGACCUUGACCACGUCAUGGAACGAGCGGAACAAAACGACAGACAGAAUGUGAAGCAGGGGCAUACCAAAUCCAAGUCCUUCGUCGACCCACGGGAUCUUGAGAAAACGGCAAACCAUUCAGACGACGCCGAGAUAGAACAACGCAAGUACCUAUUCGACUCGAAGGAAGAGGAAGACGGUUGGUACGACAGUGACCCAGACCGGAUGGACAUCUACGGUAGAAACAUGGUCGGCUCUGAGUCAGGCGCGCAUGGCGAAGAGCCAACGUUCACACCGAGCGGAAACAGAGAUGCCUUUAUGAGCUCGGUUACGGAUGACAAGCAGCAGACUUUUGGCUCCAAUGAGGAAGAAGUGCAAUGCAUGGAAAAAGAAAAGUUCGAUUCACCUAUGGUGUUCAAGCCGAAUGAGGAUGUGGACAUAGACGCCGAAUACGACGAUGUCAAAAUCCUCAAAGUGGAUGAAGACGACGAUGUUGACAUGGGCGGUGAGAGUUCGAAUUACUAG